Molecule: messenger RNA, 1516 nt
Organism: Bolinopsis microptera
Lineage: Eukaryota; Metazoa; Ctenophora; Tentaculata; Lobata; Bolinopsidae
Product: plasminogen-like
Exons: 1
Coding region: 14-1438 (474 amino acids)
Molecular function (GO): endopeptidase activity; signaling receptor binding
Source: RefSeq, a predicted model, not a curated record
UAUAGUUGUUGAUAUGAGAUCAACCUUGUUCCUCCUUUUGUGCUUACAAACACUUCUGGGCAAAAGUCCAGAUCGCAGAAAAAAAGUCUACUGCAAAAAAGUCUAUACAAAUCUUUCUAAAUGUGUGGAUAAACACGGAUACGUAUUGUCGAUCUGUCUUUUACCAGACCUAUCUGGUAACAUGUACCAAGCUGAGCACCGACAAAGAAAAAGGAAGAUCAGGAAAUGCACAAAGACAGAAAAGAAGUUUAAACUGCACUGCGGUUGUCCGGGAGUCGAUUUAUCUUCAACUCUUCCGGGCGGUGAUUUACCUGUAAAUCAUGGUCAGGAUUGGAAGAGAUCACAGUCAGGAUUGGAAGAGAUCAUCCCCCACAAAACAUGUUACCUGGGUGAUGGUACUGGAUACCGUGGUAACGUUAACGUCACAGCUCGAGGAGACACGUGUCAAAGCUGGUCCCAUCAACUGCCACACUACCACAGUCGGACAUCUCAAAACUACCCUAACAGUGGUUUGGGCGACCAUAAUUUCUGCAGAAAUCCCGAUUUUGAGGCAUUACCUUGGUGUUACACAACGGAUCCUGAUCUUAGAUUUGAUUAUUGUAGUAACAUUGAGAAGUGUCCUGGUGAAUACGAUUACGAAUGUCAGCAAGGGGCAGGCUACUUGUACAAGGGGGAUGUGAUGGAUACAGUAGAUGGGCUAGUCUGUGACUUGAGCUUGGACAAAGCCAAGACUACUCUCAACUGUUUAGAAGGAAAUGGUGUUAGCUACAUUGGAAAUGUCUCGGUAACUGAAGGUGGGUUCCAAUGCCAGGAGUGGAGCAAACAAGUCCCUAACCCUCAUCCUUAUUACGGUCUAGGAGAACACAAUCACUGCCGCAACCCUAAUGGGAUAAAAGCUAAGCCGUGGUGCUACAUCACCAACCCCGACCAGUCUAGCCAGUGGGACUUCUGUGAUGUCCCAGUGUGUAAUGAAGACCUGAAGGAGGGCCGAACCAUCACCUACCACGCGAACAGAUGUGGCAAUUCUCCACAUGACGAUCACAUGACAGGGGCUUGGUGUCGUAACUCUAAAUCUGAAAAAACACUUUGUGUUGUCCGCCAUUGUACUGAUAUGAUUGAUGAUGGUGAGUCCAACUAUACAUUUAAUUGCAUGAAUGAGGAGGACCUAGGAGCGGGAUAUCGGGGCUCUGUAGACACCACUCAGUCCGGAUAUGAGUGUCAACGUUGGGAUGAACAGUCCCCCCACGCCCACAGCAUAUAUCUUAACCUAGAAAAGGGGAUUGGCGAACAUAACCGCUGUAGAAACCCCGACGGAGAACAUAAGCCCUGGUGUUAUACGACAGAACCGACUCAUCGGUGGGAAGUAUGUGAUGUUCCUUACUGUACUACUGAAGAAGAAGAAGAAGAACAUUUUUUAAAUAUAGAAAUUUUACAUUAACUAUAUCAUUGAUUCAGUUAUAUCAGUAUUAGAAAUGCUACCAAGUGAGACAACGAAUUAGCUUAUUAACACGAGAAA